Molecule: messenger RNA, 3435 nt
Organism: Paramisgurnus dabryanus
Lineage: Eukaryota; Metazoa; Chordata; Actinopteri; Cypriniformes; Cobitidae
Gene: evc
Product: evC complex member EVC
Biological process (GO): smoothened signaling pathway
Cellular component (GO): ciliary membrane; plasma membrane protein complex
Source: RefSeq, a predicted model, not a curated record
CACUCCUCUAAUUGGCUCAUUGAACGACUGCGUUGGGAGAAGCAGUGCUCCGAUUUGUUUCAAACUCUGUCGAUCAAAAGUUGGAGCACAGUGAUUCAAGCUGUAACGGUGCGUUGCCCGGUUAACGGUACAGAAGUUGGUAUUUAUGUCUGGGAUGCCCUUUAACGCUUCAUCUGAUGCGUGCUUGAGCGAUGUCUUGAUUGAGCUGACAGAGCCUCUGCGCGUGCUGUCGGCUCCGGUAACGGGCACCGCGGCGUCGGGUGUUUGUCUCGCGCUGGUCGUGGCUGCACUCGUUUACAUGUGUUACCGGAAAAGGUUGAAGGGAGUACAGAGACGUCAGGAGGUGUGUGAGCAGGACAGCCAGAGCCGGAGAUCACAACCAGCUAAAAGAGUUGACCCUCAGCUGACAGUAAACACUGAUGUCGCUGCAUUUGCUCUGAAGGCGCGGGUCGUCUACCCCAUUAACCAGCGAUACAGACCAUUAGCAGAUGGGGCGUCUAACCCCUCCCUGCAUGAGAAGUGCCCAGGACCGCCCAACAGGGACUCUGCAUCGUCAUCGGGUGAUGAUUGGCUGAGCCAGGAGAGGGACAAUGAUGAAAGCAUUCAGUUUUUGAUGUGCAGCUCCGCCUCUAAAGCACACACCAGCCACCUGUACAAGAGAGUCCAGUAUUACCCACAAACACUUGGUCAAUCACGGACCAGUUUGCUGUGUUUGACUUUACAGGAACUGCAGCUUUACACUACACAACUACAGCAGGAGAAAUACAGGAUUUUCCUGUGGAUUUUAGGAGUUUUGCUGGGUGACAGAGAGCAUGCUGACAUCAUCAAUGCUCAACAGCAGCAGGAAGUAGAGAUGCUGAAGAAAGAGAUGCCCGAGGAUAUGCAAGUGGAGUCUGAUACACACAUGUCCUCUGUAGAGGAAGUGGAGAAAACAGGAAGACACAAACUCUCUCACUCCCUGCAUAUGGCCCUGAGUUUUGCAAAGCAGUUGGAGCGUCUCUGUCAGAACCUUCACAGCAAGUUUAGCAGUGAUGAUGCACAGGAAGUGAUGCAUAUGUUAACGAAAUGCCUGCAUUUGGUGGAGACCGUUCUUACUGAGAUCCAGGCGUCUGUUCUGAAGACGCUGAUGGACAGGUUUGAGUGGUGGGACGAAGUGUCCGACUGGCUGAGAGAGAAGACUGCACUCCUAAAACGGGAGGCGGAGCUUGUGGUUAAGCUCACGGGCCAAUCAGUGGAGCCGCUGAGAUCUGAUGAACAGUUGGAGAAACCGAUGAAUGAAUUUAAGAUGUCUGUUACCGAGGAACUCCAGCAGUGGAUUGAUGAGAUCAGGCGUCUGACUGAUGAACUCUCACGUAAACACUGUGAGAAGGUGUGUAUGAGGAAGAAGAUGAUGAUGAAGGCUCAGAGCUCGGAAUGGCCGCAGUCAGACACACGCGCAGAUGUUCAUCAGAUACUGCAGGUGUUGAUGGAUCUGCAGGUGACCCGCUGGAAUCAAUGGAGAGACUUUGAGCUUCAGCAGGAUGCAAGAAUUACUGACGCUUUGUGUGAACGCUGGAGAAGUUUGUGUGGUAAAUGUACCGGACGCUUGACUGAUCUGAGCACAGAGUUUGUUGAAAGCAACAUUCCUGCUGGCUGCGCCCCAUCAACAGACUUCUGCCAAUCAGUGCUGAAGAGCAUAAAUCUCUCAGUGACCAAUCAGAUGCAUCGAGAGGAGAGACACACCCACACACACCUGCAGAAGCUACGAGAGCAGCUGCAGCGAUGCAGACAGGUGUGGACUGAGGAAGAAGCUUUGGCUUUGUGCUGCCUGAAUCACUUUGGAGAAGAGCAGCGUAAGAUUGUGAUGACGAUGGUGUCCAGGAAUUCACACGUGAAUGAGAGUUGUGCUCGGAUCGAGGACCAGCACCAUCUUUUGAUUCUGGAGUUUCAGAGGAUUUUGGCAGCGAGAUAUUUUUACCUGCGAACAGUGAGAGAGAUGCAGCUGACCCAACUCAAGAUAGACACUGAUGCACAGAAUUCUGACACAUCUCCUGGCGAGGCAGCUGCGAUUGGUCAGAACCUUCGUCACGAGCAGCUGUCAGAGCUAGAGACUGCGGCUGAGAUGCUGCAAGACCACGCCCACUUUCUGUUUGGCCACGCCCUCGCCCAGACUGUGAGGCUGAAGAUGAGCCGUGUGUCCGCGGGAGAUGCGGUGUGGACGGACAGAUGUGUGAAGGAAGGGCUUAUUGACGCACUCUGUGAAAGUGUCUAUGUGACGCGGGAUUCUGUUCUCUCUCUCAUCCGUGAAUAUUACACUCGGAUCCAGCACAUCGCCAUGACAACGCUGCAGCAGCUACGACCCUCACCCAGUACAACCAACAGGAGGACCUGUACUAAAGCUUUACAGACAGAACUCAAAAGAUGGGCUGGAAAACCCAACUCUACUGAAUUACUUCACAGGAUUGCUGAGCUAAAGAAAAAGUGUCUGAUUGAGUUUGAAAAGGAGCAGCAUCACAGUCCGGUGCAAACACACACCUACAGACGAGAACUCAUGGAUGAAGAGGAGGCCUUUAUACGUCGACUGGCAGCUCUGGCACGUGUGUCUCUUGACAACAUAAGUAAAGAUUAUAUGACAGGACCUGAAGUGGAACAAUCACAUUCACUUCAUCAUUAAAAAAGAGAUCGAGCAGAUGCUUUACUUGCUCCAGCAGAUUGAAGAUGUUCAGCCUGCGACAGGGACUGCUGAUGAAGUUUUUAUUUGCACUUUAAUAAUGGCUACUAAAUCCAGCUUGUGAGGACUGCUGAGAUGAUUAUUGGCACUCUUCUGUUUACCUUCCAAGAUGAACAAAAAUCACUCUGGACCCCACACAUCCAGAGCACUUUCUCUAUAGAGAACAGUUCAUUCAUCUACUGUCCACAUGUUUCCCAUCAUGCAGUAGUAGACAGUGUUAGACAAUAUACUAUGUACAUUCUUUAUUUAACACACUGUACUUCUUGCACAUCAUUUCUUUAUGUAGUACAUUUGUAUAUGUGUUUGUAAAUACAAACUCUAUUUUCAAUUUGUGUAAAUCUGUGCAUUUUAUAGAAAAUUUUAUUUACAUUUUUUUUAUAAUCUGCCUACACUGCAAAAAAUGAUUUUCAAGAAAAAAAUGUCUUAGUAUUUUAGUAAAAAUCCUUUAAUCGACACAGCAAAAUCACUAGUGUUAAAUGGUGUAUAUAUGGGGACCACCAGGUCUGGUGUUACUCAUAUAAUGCAAAAAAUGAUUUUCAAAAAAAAUUAUUAGUAUUUUUGUCUUGUUUUCAGUAAAAAUAUCUAAAAAUUCUUAAAUUAAGAUGCUUUUUCUUGAUGAAAAAAACGACCCAAGAAAAUAAGUCUAGUUUUGAAUUUUUCUUGAAUUAAGUGUUUAAGAAAAAGUUCAAGAUUUUUUUGCUUACCCUAUUGGCAGAUUUUUUUGU